Molecule: messenger RNA, 1699 nt
Organism: Anoplophora glabripennis (Asian longhorned beetle)
Lineage: Eukaryota; Metazoa; Arthropoda; Insecta; Coleoptera; Cerambycidae
Product: kelch domain-containing protein 4-like
Exons: 5
Coding region: 117-1661 (514 amino acids)
Molecular function (GO): protein binding
Source: RefSeq, a predicted model, not a curated record
AUCAUAAAAACAUUAUCAAGAUAACCUCAAAAAGCACACAAUGCGUUAAAGGUUGUGUUUAGAUUACAAAUAUAUAGAUUUUUAAACAUUAGAAGCAUCUGGGAACCACAAUUGAAAUGGGAAAGAAAAUAAAAGACAAAAAGAAAGGAAAGGGAGCAGAGAAAACUUUAGCGAAAACUGAAAAGAAACUUUCCAAUAAGUUGAAAAAAGAACUGCAAGCCAUGGGAGAGGACGACAUUGAAGAUAUUGUUGCCCAAAUUGAAAAAGAAGAACAAAAGAGACUGCAAGUGAUAGAGGCUGUUAUAGACGCACCCUCCAGAAGAGUAAAUUUUAGUUUUAUAGCACAUCCAAGUAAAGAGCAACUCAUUUUGUACGGUGGCGAAUAUUUUAAUGGGAAGACGACGUUUGUCUACAACGAUCUAUUCUUCUACAAUAUCGCCAAUAAUAAAUGGACCGUGGUUAAAGCACCAGCAGGUCCGCCACCAAGAUGUGGCCAUCAAAUGGUCGCGACGGCAGCUAACAAGGGUCAGCUGUGGAUUUUCGGUGGAGAAUAUGCUUCACCAACACAAUCGCAGUUUUACCACUAUAGAGACCUCUGGGUAUAUCACAUAGGUUCAAAACAGUGGGAGAAAAUUGCGGCGCCGAACGGACCCAGCGCUAGAAGCGGCCAUAGGAUGAUUUUACUCAAAAAACAGUUGAUCGUUUUUGGUGGUUUUCACGACAACCUCAGAGAUUAUAAGUAUUUCAACGACGUUUACAGUUUUAACACAGAAACGUACACUUGGAUGAAACUGGAAGCGGUUGGAGUACCGCCUGCUCCACGAUCUGGAUGUUGUAUGGUAGCGUUGAAUGACGGAAGGGUUCUUAUUUUCGGCGGAUAUAGUAAGGAAAAGCUGAAAAAGGAUGUCGAUAAAGGGCACGUGCAUACCGAUGCGUUUUUAUUAGCCCCAGACAAAAAUGAUACGACGGGUACUAAAUUCAAAUGGUCCCAAAUAAAAAUCGGGGGCAUUAAUUAUUCUCCUAGGUGUAGUAUGAGCGUUACAACAUCCAUAAAUAAUUUAUCGGCAUAUUGCUACGGUGGCGUCUUUGACGUUGAGGAUGACGAAGAGAAUAUUGCCGGAAAUUUCUUUAACGAUUUUUACCAACUAGAUUUAGAGAAGCUACUUUGGAAAAACUUGACCCUCUCUGGAAACAAGGAAGAACUUUCGAAAACAAAAAGGAGAAAGAAUAAAGAUACUGACGACGGGGAUGAAGAUGAAGGAACGGAAAUCGAGGAAAUCGAAGAAAAAGUAGAAUCGACGACUAUCUCAGAUGACGGAAUUUUUAAAGUUACCGUUGGUCCGGCUUCCACUUCGGCGGGAAGUACUUCAACGUCUACCGAACUAACCACUAAAGUGUUUCAACCCUCUCCUCGAAUUAAUUGCGGGUUAGCUAUAAAACACGGCAUCUUGUAUCUGUACGGGGGCAUGUUUGAAGAUGGCGACAAACAGAUCACCUUCAACGAUUUUUACUCGUUGGACCUAAAAAAGUUGGACGAAUGGAAAACUUUAAUCCCGAACGACACUGCUGUGAUGGAAUGGUUAGGCUCAGAAUCUGAGGAAAGCAACGAGGAGGAAGACAGUGAAGAAGAAUCUGCUUCUGACGAAAUGGAAACUGACUGAAGGCAUUAAAUAAAAAUUAUAAUUUAGUGUUUUAUUAA